Molecule: messenger RNA, 2037 nt
Organism: Cynara cardunculus var. scolymus (artichoke)
Lineage: Eukaryota; Viridiplantae; Streptophyta; Magnoliopsida; Asterales; Asteraceae
Exons: 3
Coding region: 213-1922 (569 amino acids)
Biological process (GO): ubiquitin-dependent protein catabolic process; positive regulation of proteasomal ubiquitin-dependent protein catabolic process; protein polyubiquitination
Cellular component (GO): ubiquitin ligase complex; cytoplasm
Molecular function (GO): RNA-DNA hybrid ribonuclease activity; zinc ion binding; ubiquitin protein ligase activity
Source: RefSeq, a predicted model, not a curated record
CAUAAGGUUUAUAUCAACAGGGGUCCUUGGUACGCCGAGCCGACGAUCGGUGGUGAAUCAGAAGAGAUCUUCCCUAUUUGCUGCUAUGAUGCUCCAAAUCAAAGUUGAUAAACUUUUGGAUUGUUAGGAUUCACUUGACGAAAAGGGGAUUAACCCCUAGAAUCUGCGUUACCAUUUACUGAUCGUAGAAUUCGAUUUCAACGACAAAGAAGAUGGAUGACGACGUAGAAGAACUGAGCAGAAUCGCCGGCGAACAACACCGUGAGUUCAUGGCGGCCCGAGUCGUCGACUCCGACCUGGACCUAGCGUUCCGCCUCCAACUCGAAGAAGCCAUAUCUGCAUCUCUCGCUUUUCAACCCUCUUCGUCUACUUCACCAACACGGCCUCAACAACCGCCAUCGCUGGUCUCGGAUCACGACCGUGCAAACACCGUCGCUGACCUCCAAACCCUAGAGUUUGAAAGAUUCGAGACGGAGAUACGAGACCGCGUGCUGAUCAAAGCCGAAACGAAGAAACUGCAGGCAGAUCUCCACCGUCGAAUCCACGAUGGGAAUGUUGCUCGCGAGAUUUUGCACAUGCCAGUGCAUCAGUGGCUAGAGGUAGGCGACAAUUUCGAGCGUCCUUACGGCGAGGGUUCUUCUUCUUCUUCGAAAAGCGAAGUCGAUUCAGAGAUUUUUAGCGUUUAUUUCAAAGGUUUGCUGAGCGAGGAGAGAGUUGAUGGGACUGGUCCUUUACAGAAAACAGUAACAAUGGCGGGGAUUGGUGUGGCGAUUUGCGAUUCGAGGGAUGGGUUGAUUUUUGAAAUGAGAAAGCCAUUGGAUUUGAAGGAAGAUGAUCGGACGAGCAGACAGAGUAUGGAGGGGAAGGCGUUGAUUGAGGCUCUCAACGCUGCUAUUGCUUUGGAUCUCAAGAGAAUCGUAUUAUAUUGUGAUUAUUAUACACUAUAUCAAUAUGUUUUUGGGCGGUGGCAGCCAAAACAACGGAAAAUGAGAGCGUUUGUGAAUCAAGUGAAUCACCUUCGGAAAAAUUUCACCUACUGUGUGCCCGCCCUUGUUGCUCGGAAUGAUGUCAAAUUUGCAUUUAAACUUGCAAGAGAGGCAAUACUUUCUCAGAUAACCAAGGCAGUGGAAUCAAGUGAUGUCAGGCUUGAGAAUUGUGUAAUAUGCUUUGAUGAUAAACCUAUGGACCAAUUCUUUUCAGUCGAAGGUUGUAAGCAUCGAUACUGCUUUUCUUGCAUGAAACAGCAUGUGGAGGUCAAGUUGCUUCAGGGAAUGGUGCCUAAAUGCCCAUAUGAAGGCUGUGAGUUUGAACUCAAAAUUGGAAGUUGUGAGAUAUUUAUGACACCUAAGUUGAUUCAGAUGAUGAAACAACGGUUAAAGGAAGCUUCAAUUCCUGUGACAGAUAAAAUUUAUUGCCCUUACCCUAAAUGCUCGGCAUUGAUGUCAAAAACUAAAAUUCUUCAGCUCCCAAGAUUUGGUCAUGAGAGUGCGGCUCGGACAUGCUACAACUGUCUUGGUGCAUUCUGCAUGAAUUGCAGGGUUCCAUGGCACAACUAUAUGACCUGUGCAGAGUACAAGCAAAAAAAUCCUAUCCCCCUCGUAGAAGAAUCACAGCUUAAAAAUCUGGCAGCAAGGAAUUUGUGGCGUCAGUGCAUAAAAUGCAAACAUAUGAUAGAACUCAAUACUGGUUGCUACCAUAUGACAUGCAGAUGUGGAUAUGAAUUUUGCUACACAUGCGGAGCGGAAUGGAAGAACAAGAAGGCGACGUGCAAUUGUCCUUUGUGGCAUGAAGACAACAUCAUGGAUAGCGACGAGGAAGACGAAGAUGAAGAGGAUUUUGAUUUUGAUGAUGAUGAUGAUGAUGAUGAUUAUGAUUAUGAGGGGGAUGGUUACGAUUAUAAUUUUGAUGAUAGUUUUCUUUGAAGACAUAACUAUUUUGAAUUAGGGAAGAAGGAUCAUUGUGGAAUGUAACUUCCUUUAUGGGGAUUGAAAGGCUCGGAAAUACUAAUAAGUCGUUUCAUGAUGGUUUCGUUUAUCA